This is a messenger RNA of Acomys russatus (golden spiny mouse), 500 nucleotides long. Its product is annotated as cytochrome c oxidase subunit 7B, mitochondrial. Bases 128 to 370 code for a protein of 80 amino acids. NCBI's taxonomy places the organism in Eukaryota, Metazoa, Chordata, Mammalia, Rodentia, Muridae. The record is from RefSeq and is a predicted model, not a curated record. Gene Ontology annotation, biological process: mitochondrial electron transport, cytochrome c to oxygen. The transcript has 3 exons.
AUCUCACCAAAUCGCAUUAGGUGUCUCCACUGAAAGCCAUUUUGUUUUUCAGGACUCUGCAAGGGUAGCUGGAGCUAAUUUGCACCGACGAAGCAGCUGUAGUCACCACGGUUCCAUCUUCUCCACGAUGUUGCCCUUAGCCAAAAACGCGCUAAGCCGUCUCCAAGUUCGAAGCAUUCAGCAAGUGGUGGCAAGGCAGAGCCACCAGAAAAGGACACCUGAUUUCCAUGACAAAUAUGGAAAUGCUAUAUUGGCAGGUGGAACCAUCUUCUGCAUUUCUGCAUGGACAUAUACAGCUACACAAAUUGGAAUAGAAUGGAACCUGUCCCCUGUUGGCAGAGUCACCCCAAAGGAAUGGAGAGAUCAGUAGUCAUGCCAGCUGCUACAAUAAUCAAGGAAAUGUUUCCAAACCAACUUAUAAGUGAUGCUAGGUUAAAGAAUCAUGUAUUCAUUAAAAUAUGCCAUAUUGAAGAAUAAAUAAAGUACCUUUGAAACCUUCA